CUUCACACAACAUCAAGUGCAUCGCGAAAUGUCCGGUAUGUAAAAAUCUUAUGCAAUAUGGCCGACGAAAGUAGCAAGUUAUUAAAAGAUUCGCUCAAGAACCUUCUCACUUCUGGGGAGUACUCUGAUUUCACAAUAAAUUGCAAGGACAAGACAUGGAGGGUUCAUAAAGCAAUUGUCUGCCCUCGAAGCGGGUAUUUCGCUAGGGCGGUGAAUUUCGGCAGAGAGGCUAAAGAUAGAAUGAUAGAUCUCUUAGAAGACGAAACGGAGAUUGUGGGCUUGAUGCUCGAAUACCUGUACAUUGGCGACUAUACGGUACCGACAACCGACAAAACUGAUCUGGUCUUUCCACAUACAUGCAACGAUUCGAAUUUGCACGCAUUUGUAUGUAGCCAUCACGCCUGUGCAACCCAACUCAGGGUUCGGGACUGGAGUUGCGGUGGCCGUGGUUGCAUUCCUUCUCCCGAUAUUUUCCCGGCUAAUCUAGUUCACCAUGCUAGAUUGUACGAACUUGCCGAUAAGUACCAAGUCAUGGGGCUCAAGUCUCUGGUCAGAGAAAAGUUCAUAUUGGCGUGUCAGUCGUUCUGGAAUACCUCUAAGUUUCCAAUAGCUGCAGAGAUUGUAUUCGCAACAACGCCCGAAGAGGAUAAAGGUUUAAGGGAAGUCGUCGUAAGCACGAUUUCAGACCAUAUGAUACUCCUCAAGCAACCGGAGAUGGAGUCACUGAUGGUAACAUAUAAUGGGUUGGCAUAUGGGCUUCUGAAGAUCAUGCUCGAGGCGGGUGGGUGGCAGUAACCCUAUAAGGUGAAUGGUGCUCUGCACAUCCAGAAUAUGCACUGGCAUUCAUUUUGCAACUCGAUAGUCUUUAUAUGGGCCGGUGCUCAGAGUUUUGCAUUAGUCCCCAAAGCCUUUUUCACCAAUUCGACAGCUCGUUCGGCAGUGCCCCUAUCACAUCUAUCAGUACCGGGAAAAGGUCACGCAGGGUAGUUCGUGUCUCAACUCACCAUGAAGACUGAUAUCCUGCUCCCGAAUGUCCAUAAUUAUGGACGACUGGAAUACCAUUACCCCCUUUCUCCAAUUCAAUUCUAGGCCCGCCUUUUCGAGAAGCUAAAUUUUUUUUCAUCAGCAUGUUGGAUUAGCAGCUUUUCGGCCAUCAAUUCGAUAGAGCAGAGGAAAAUAUUGGAAGAGCGAGAAG
Messenger RNA from Lindgomyces ingoldianus, 1195 nucleotides. RefSeq lists its product as uncharacterized. The record is from RefSeq and is a predicted model, not a curated record. Bases 58 to 795 code for a protein of 245 amino acids. The transcript is spliced from 3 exons. Gene Ontology annotation, molecular function: protein binding. Lineage: Eukaryota; Fungi; Ascomycota; Dothideomycetes; Pleosporales; Lindgomycetaceae.